AUGCCCGCCAUGUCCUACCAGCAGCUGCCUCUGCCCACGCUCGACCGCCCCUUUGGCGUCGAGCUAUGGCCCCUUUUCGACAAGGCCUUCACGGCCGUCAUGGGCUAUCCGGCCGAGGACUUCAAGUUCACUCCUGGAGAGACCCCUUUGUCGACUCUGAAGGAGUCUUCAACCUUUAUCAUCUUAUAUUAUGCUGUCAUAUUUGGAGGUCGAGAGUGGAUGAGAGACCGCAAGCCUUUCAAGCUGCAGCCGGUGUUUCUCGUCCAUAACCUUUUUCUCACGCUGGUCAGCGGCGGGCUUCUGGCUCUCUUCAUUGAGCAGCUACUCCCGACCGUUGUCAGGCAUGGCGUCUUCUACGCCAUCUGCGAUGCCAAUGGCGGUUGGACAAAGCCGCUGGUGCUGCUGUAUUACCUGAACUAUGUGACCAAAUACGUCGAGUUGCUGGACACAGUCUUCCUCUUCCUCAAGAAGAAGCCCCUGAUCGGCCUCACAGCCGUCUCCUGGGUGCCCAUCGUGCUCAACCUGACCGUCCACGUCGUCAUGUACUGGUACUACUUCCAGAGCGCCCGCGGCGUGCGCGUCUGGUGGAAAGAAUGGGUCACGCGACUGCAGAUCAUCCAGUUCGUCAUUGACCUCGUGUUUGUGUAUUUUGCUUGCUGGACGUACUUCACCAACACGUACUGGCCGUGGUUGCCGAACGCGGGUGAGUGCGCCGGCGAGGAGUUCGCGGCCAUUGCGGGCAGUGGCAUCCUCAGCUCGUAUCUGGUGUUGUUCAUCUCGUUCUAUUUUGCAACGUAUCGCAAGAAGGACAAGGCUGCGGUGCUGAAUGGGCCGAAGAUCAUGCCAGAUGAGAAGCUGAUUGGUCAUGCGAACGGAAACGGUAAGGCGAGCGGGGCGUCAAAGACUAAUGGCUCGACGAAAGGGCGCAAGGUGUGA
Molecule: messenger RNA, 936 nt
Organism: Phaeoacremonium minimum UCRPA7
Lineage: Eukaryota; Fungi; Ascomycota; Sordariomycetes; Togniniales; Togniniaceae
Product: putative fatty acid elongase protein
Exons: 4
Coding region: 1-936 (311 amino acids)
Biological process (GO): fatty acid elongation, monounsaturated fatty acid; fatty acid elongation, saturated fatty acid; sphingolipid biosynthetic process
Cellular component (GO): endoplasmic reticulum membrane
Molecular function (GO): fatty acid elongase activity
Source: RefSeq, a predicted model, not a curated record